UUAGAGUACCACAUUUUUCUUGUAAUAUUUUGACUUUAUUCUUGUAAAAUCACUUUGAACUCUCUGUCCUGGCUGGUCAGCACAAUAUGGCUUAGUUGUCGACACUAACAAUAGAAAGAAAAGUGAAAUGUACACCACAAAGUGAGCUUCGUUUAGUCUUUAGCGAAGAGAAUCGUCUCUCACCAUAAAGUUAGGGGUGAAUUUUACUUUUUAUUAUUAAGUGCUCUUAACUUAUUUUUACACUUGUAUGACAGUCAAGAAUGUUAAUUCAUGAUUACAUUUUUUUUGUCAAAUUUACUAUAAAUGUGUCCUCAUCCUCAAAUAAGAUAUUACUUUUGAAAGUUACAGGAAGUUGGUGAUUUUAUAAGCGUUUUAAACGUGUAUGUUAGCCACCAGUGUUUUUUAAUAGGGAUGUCCAUCCAUCCAUCCAUUUUCUAUGCCGCUUAUCCUAAUUGGCGGGGGUAUGCUGGAGCCUAUCUCAGCUGACUUCGGGCGAGAGGCAGGAUACGCAGCCAGCCAAUCGCAAGGCACAUAUAGACAAACAACCAUUCACACUUACAUUCAUACCUAUGGACAAUUUAGAGUCGCCAAUUAACCUAACGUGCAUGUUUUUGGAAUGUGGGAGGAAACCGGAGUACCCGCAGAAAACCCACACACGCACGGGGAGAACAUGCAAACUCCACACAGAGAUGCCCAACGGAGAUUCAAACCCAGGUCUUCCAGAUCUCCUGACUGUGUGGCCUGUGUGACUGUGUGCUAACCACUUAAUAGGGAUGUGUCUUUCACUAAAUGUCCUUAAUUAAUCAACCACGGGAGAAAUUAGCAUUAAUUAUUUCAACUGUUUUUCUGUUUUUCGUUUUACUUGUAAAGGGACAGGACAUCCUCUUUCUGAAUUUUCAGAACCAUGUUUUCCUUCUGCAGGCAACAAACUAGUUAACUACAUUUUCCUCUUUUCUGACCUAUAAAUGUUGUUACAAUGUUGUAUUCCCGUGUUAAACGAUGCCAAUGCGUCAGAUAUUGAGGUUUGCACAUUUGGAAGUGAGCCCUGAAAGCAGUUUUUGACAGCUCUGCACGUUGUGUUUUACUGUUUUUUUUAACACCGAGUUCCAUUGAAGUCAUCGCAACCUGGACUUCCUUAUAUACCCAGCACCCCCGCUCUGCUUUGCUCUGUUCAUGGUGUUAACACAUCAACCAAUGGCUCCCAGGAAAUGCUUGUCGGGGUGUGCCUAAAGAGGCCAGCGUCAGGCAGAAGUGGCUGGAGUUGUGUCGUGAACAUGGGCCAAUACGAAGCUGAAGCCCGACGCCUUUCCAGCGUUACUUGGUCACGUUGAAGAGUCAGAAGAGCAAGCUGUAAGUAACAAUUUAUCAGUGUCCUAACUGUGUUUAUUUUGUGUAAGUAAUCAGACAAAAGGGGUUCGGCAGCUGUCCGGAAGUCCUCGGGAGUGCUUGGGAUUGUGACCAAUCUCAGUAAAUUACGUAAAUUACACAGACCGUUUGGGCGUAAGGCAGGAAACUCAAGGAAACACUGCAGGAAGCGGUGCAGAAUCUAGAAGAUGUGCGGGUUAUCGUGUGUAGCUGCUCUAUAGGAGUCCAGAACUCAGUACAAAGAUCCGAAAAUUAGUCUAAUUGGUCCCCUUUAAGGCUCAAUCAACAGCCCCUCUGCUGGUUGCAGCCAAGCACUCCAUUUAGUCUCAAUUGCUUCAAGAUCAAUUCCACACAAUUGACACAAUUCUUAACGAUCAACGAAGCUAUUAAUUUCACCAUCCCUAUUUCGUCAGUGGUGAGCCAUCAACAUCCAAGGGAACACUGAACCACAAAGGCAAUGAUACGAAUUUAGUGUAGUGUCACUUUAGUAACCAAGAAAAACAUCAAUAAUUAGCUGUAAAUCCUUCAUUUUAUGUCAUUGUGAAAUGUUAAUAUAACCACUUCCUUCAUGGUAGUACAUUCCUGGGUUAUCCAAAGAGCCAAUUAUUGUCAAACUACUGGAAAAGAUGCAUUCUGUUAAUCAUAAUUUCCAUGUGUGCGUUUGAAAGCUCAGGUUUCUUCCGCUUGUGCCUCCUCACCACUAAUUGUUGUUGGCGUGGAUCAACAUGGAUGGAAGCGCUUUAGCAGAGAACAAGCAUGCUCGCGAGGCACACACGCCCUAUCAGAUGUCGCCGCCACAGACGUCACACGUGUGAGAACGUGCAGAUGUGGAGUCAAGGUCUAUGUAGUGGAUUCAUUCGCCACUAUUGUACAGAGCAGCGGAGCCAGAACACCCAGAGAAGCUGGUACCACUUGCAGUGUUCUUACACAAGCUGCAACAAGAGAGCUAAGUGGACUGACUCACAUACGGAGGGCUUGGUCUUGUUACUCUACAAAAGGCACUCAUUAUCUCCUUGGUAUGACAUCAAAAACACUCCACAAAUAUUGAAGGUUAUGUCAGGGGAAUGUGAGCUGUUUAUGUUCAUCUAUGAGGAAAAGUUGUCAUGUGAAAGCUGCGGCCAUUUGAGGCAAUAUUAUCAUAAUAAUAAUCAGAAUCCUUAAAGUCCAUUUCUGAUUACAGAGGAAUAUCACAAUCUGUUGCAGGGGGUCAUUUUUCCCAAAGGAAACAAUGGAAAUAGAUAUAAUAUGUCCUUGGGGCAAGCUGUCACCAUCAUAAAAGCCUUCUUAACUGCACAGGGUGUACUCUAAGUAACAUUCUUAACUCCUGUACAAGUGUAAAAAGAAGUUAAACACCGUUAACUGAUAAUCAGAUGUGCCUUUUGCAGCUCACUUUUUAACAUUCUUAGUUGCUGUUGCAGUGUGGUGUCCGAGGGCGGGAAAAAUUACAAUGGCAGGCUUACAGUUUCUCACUGUGUGGCGUGUUUAUGGACAGGGUGGCCUCACACACGUGCAAGAAUAAGGGGAAAAAAACUAACAAAAAAAAAGGUCCGCGCUAUCUAACCCCUGCUGCUCCUUUAUAGGGCUCUCGAUACUACCCAGAAUUGUUAUGAACGGCCAAGGCCGUGAGACAGGAAUCCAAAAAUGCAGAGUCGGAUAAGUGAAACAGAAAAAGUCUUUAAUACAAAAAUGGACAACAAAAGGGUACCAAAAACACAAGAAACAAAGUACAACAAAAAUACAUCCGGACCUAGUCGCGGGAAAUAGUAACAAAAAAACACUGCUUGCAAGGUGAGCUGAGCAGGGAAAAAUACAAACAAGUAACGAAAAGAGCUGCUAACAAAAAACUAGCAGAAAGUACCAAAAAUACAGCUACUGCUGAAGACGUCAAGCAGGCAGGUAGGUACUUACAGGGAAGCCGAGCGAGGGUCAGAAAGCCAAAACACAAUGCACAAGGACAAGCUGGAAGGAGCUGAACAGGGUGUAGCAAAGGGACAAUCUGGCACUGGAUGUGAGUAAGCACACAGCUUAAAUAGAACAACUAAUCAGGCACAGGUGAAGAUGAUCAGCAAUCAGGGUGCUCAGGAGUGUGCUGCAACAGAGAAGCAGUAGAAGGCAGUACCGCAGCACACAAUCCUGACAGUAUCCCCCCCUUUUAUAAGACGCCCCCUGGCGGCCUACCUGGUUUAUUGGGGUGAGCGGAGUGGAAGUCGGAAAUGAGGGAGGGAUCCAGGAUACGGGAGCAGGCGACCCAGGAGCGCUCUUCUGGUCCAUAUCCCUCCCAGUCGACCAAAUACUGCACCCCCCUCCCCCUUCUUCUCGAAUCUAAUAGGGCUCUCACCGUAUACGCGGGCUGGCCGUCGAUGAUGCGGGGCGGGGGUGGAGCCUCGACCGAAGGGCACAGUGGACUGGUAGCGACAGGCUUGAUGCAGGAGACGUGGAAGACUGGGUGGACUUUAAGAGCCGGUGGAAGCUCCAGCUUGACAGCUGACUUGUUGACUAUUGUUUUGAUCUUGUAAGGUCCCACGAACCUUGGAGCCAGCUUCCGAGAGGUCCCUGCCAGCGGAAGGUCUUUAGAAGACAGCCAUACCUCCAUCCCAGGCUGGUAAUCAGGUGCGGGAACCCGGUGCCUGUCAGCAAUCCGACGGUUGUGUUCUGCUGUUCGUGUUAAUGCAGCCCGGGUCUCUCGCCAAAUGCGUCGGGCGCGUCGAAGGUGUACGUGAACAGCCGGGACGGUAAUCUCUGCUUCCUGGGAGGGAAAAAGCGGGGGCUGGUAACCAAACACAGUCUUGAAGGGUGACAUACCUGUCGCCGAGCAGGGUAACGAGUUGUGGGCAUACUCGAUCCAAGGGAGGUGGGUUGACCAGGAGGAGGGGUGUCGAUGACAAACGCACCUAAGUGCUGCUUCCAAGUCCUGAUUGGCCCGCUCCGUCUGGCCGUUGGACUGUGGGUGGUAUCCAGAAGAGAGACUAACGGUCGCCCCCAAUGCCUUAUUAAAUGCCCGCCAAACUCUUGACGCAAACUGAGGCCCUCUGUCCGAAACAAUGUCUAGGUAUCCCGUGUAGGCGAAAAACGUGCCUCACCAACAGUUUAGCUGUUUCCAGGGCCGUGGGCAACUUAGGGAGCGACACAAAAUGCGCCAUCUUAGAAAACCUGUCUACGAUAUUGAGUAUGACGGUCCGGCCAUAUGACGAGGGUAAUCCAGUGAUGAAGUCCAUUGCGAUGUGGGACCAUGGCCGACCAGGGACAGGUAACGGCUGAAGCAAACCGGCAGGAGGGCGAUGGGAAGCUUUACCUCUGGCGCAGACGGAGCAGGCGGCGACAAACUUCUUAACGUCGGCUGUCAUGGUAGGCCACCAGAACCUUUGGGAGACCAGGAAUAGGGUUCGUCGAAUCCCCGGGUGGCAGGCAAUCUUCGACGAGUGACCCCACAGCAGCACCUCGGAUCUGAGUCGUUCAGGAACAAACAAUUUCCCCUCAGGGCACCCCUCUGGUAGUUCCGUCUCCUCCGCCGCCUCAGAGACCCUCCUCUCCACCUCCCACUGGAGAGCGCCGAGUAUCCGGGCGACAGGUACGAUGGUCUCCGGUGGUGAGUUCGACUCCACCGGGGAAAAGAUCCUUGAUAAUGCAUCAGGCUUAAUAUUCCGUGAUCCAGGUCUGUAAGUGAUAGAGAAAUUAAACCUUGUUAAGAACAGUGACCAUCUGGCUUGGCGAGAGUUGAGUCUGUGCGCUGAGCGUAUAUAUGCCAAGUUCUUGUGGUCCGUAAUAACUACCAACGGCUGGGCUGCACCCUCCAGCCAAUGUCUCCACUCCCGCAGCGCAAGCACAAUGGCCAGCAGUUCCCGAUUACCCACAUCAUAAUUUCUCUCUGCCGAGGUGAGGCGACGUGAGAAAAAGGCACACGGGUGCAGCUUCUGGUCGACUGGUGAGCGCUGGGAUAGGACCGCCCCCACUCCCGUAUCCGAGGCAUCAACCUCAACGAUAAACUGCAAGGCAGGAUCAGGGUGAGUAAGGACAGGGGCAGACGUAAACAGUGUUUUAAGCUUGGUAAACGCUUUCUCAGCUUCAGGAGACCAAACAAAGGGAACUUUUACUGAUGUAAGCCUUGUCAGAGGUUCUGCCUUUAUGCUGAAAUUACGAAUGAACUUCCGGUAGAAGUUCGCGAACCCCAAGAACCUCUGCAAGUGCUUCCUUGAUUUGGGAGAAGGCCAAUCGACCACCGCCUGGAUCUUGGCGGGAUCGGCUCUUAACUUGUCCUUCUCCACUAUAAACCCUAAAAAGGACACAGAUGUGGUAUGAAACUCGCACUUCUCCGCUUUGACAAAAAGGCGAUUCUCCAACAACCGCUGAAGGAUGCAGCGUACGUGCUGGACAUGCUCCUGAAGGGAAUUAGAAAAGAUCAGGAUGUCAUCUAGAUAAACAAAGCAGCAGUGGUUAAUCAUAUCCCUAAGAAUAUCAUUUAUUAAACUCUGGAAUACAGCGGGUGCAUUGGUGAGGCCGAAGGGCAUAACGAGGUACUCGAAGUGACCGAGCGGUGUAUUAAAGGCCGUCUUCCACUCGUCCCCCUCUCUAAUACGAACCAAGUGGUAAGCAUUCCUAAGGUCGAGUUUGGAAAAAAUCUUGGCCGAAUGAAGGGACGAAAAGGCGGAGUCCAUGAGAGGAAGCGGGUAACGGUUCUUAACGGUAAUGUCAUUAAGGCCGCGAAAAUCAAUACAAGGCCGCAGCGACUUAUCUUUCUUUUCGACGAAGAAAAAACCGGCCCCCAGUGGAGAGGACGAGGGGCGAAUAAGUCCGGCAGCCAGAGAGGACGCAAUGUAUUCCUUGAGAGCAAGUUGCUCGGGUCCAGAGAUGCUAUAAAGUCUAGCAUUGGGUAACGGUGCUCCCGGGAGGAGUUCGAUAGCGCAGUCAUAUGGACGAUGGGGGGGUAAACUCUGAGCUCUAUCCUUGCUAAAAACCAUGCGGAGAUCAUGAUAGAUGUCAGGAACACCGGUAACGUCAAUAUUCUCAGGGCUGUUAGGCUUACCAGAAACUGUGGGUACCGCGGAACGUAAGCAAUUAGCAAAACAAUGGCUACUCCAAUUGAUUAUCUGUCCCCUCGUCCAAUCCACCAUCGGGUUAUGAAUUUGCAGCCAAGUGAGACCCAAAACUACGGGUGCGGAUUGAGACGGAGCGAUAAAAAAACUAAUGGACUCAUGGUGGUUGCCGGACAACUGAAGGGAUAACGGAACGGUUCUAUGAGUGACUACCGCCAAGGGACGUCCAUCCAGUGAGUGGACCUCCUUAUGGUCCCUCAACUCAACCCCCUGAAUGCCAUGUUUCUUAACAAAAUUAGAGUCAAUAAAGCAAUCAUCCGCCCCCGAAUCUACUAAUGCGGAAACCUGAACAUUGACGCCCCCUCCCGUAAUGAGUCCCGUCACCUGUAGUCUCUUAAAGACUGCUGGAGUUGGAGCCGACGCCGGAGGCAUCUCAGCAUACUCACAAUGGCCCUGAGCAGGCUGACUCUCCCUUAACUUGGAUACGGAGGUCGAUCCUGCUCCCGUCUCCUUAAUGACGUCAGGAGGGAAUCCGGAGCGGCGUGUCGGGCGCGCUGGACAUCUGCUGAUGGUGUGGUUGGGCUCGCCGCAGUACAGGCAAAGGCGGAGUCGUAGCCUGCGUGACCUCUCUGCAGCAGACAGGCGUCUUCCCCCCAGUUGCAUCGGUUCCGCAAAAUCCUCGGUGGCCGCCGUAGAUGGGACUCCCUCUGUUCCGCUGGUUCCAGGUGUUAGUGGUAUCAGCCGAGUCUCCUGACGGUGGUUCUUGGCUGAUCCUGCAGGUAGUCCCUCACUCCGUUCCCGAUCACGUUCCCGGAGGCGAUUAUCCAGCCGUAUGGCUAGGUCGAUAAGCUCGUUGAGCGUGGUGGUGAACUCCCUCACCGCCAGUUCAUCCUUAAUCCGCUCGUCAAGAGCCUUGCGAAAUAUUCCGCGGAGCGCCUCCUCGUCAUAUCGGCUUUCUGCCGCCAGCACCCUAAAGUCCACCGAAAAAGCCGCUACCGAGCGUUUGCCCUGUCGUAGGUCCAACAAUUGGUUACCGGCCUCCCUACUACGGAUAGGGUGAUCGAAGACCUGUCGUAGCUCCUCCAAAAAGACGGAAUAGGAGGUGCGCAACUCCGGCUUAGCUUUGCUCACCGCUAUAGCCCACGCUGCUGCUUUAUCAGUAAGUAAGCUCAUUAUAAACGCUAUCUUGGCCUGGUCGGAAUAGUAAGUGCUGGGUUGUUGGUCAAAAAUCAGGGUACACUGGUGUAAAAAUUGUCUGCAAUCCAUAGAUUCCCCCGAAAAGCGUGGGGGGGGUGGGAGGCUAGGCUCGCGACUAUUACUGCUGCUGGCAGCAGGUGCGAUUCGAACAACCUCUGAUGAGGGAGCUGCACCCUCCGACUGUCCUGGGUGAGCGCCAAGUCCCAGAUGCUGCUCAAUAGCACUAAUGCUAGUGGCGAGGGCAGCCAGGGACUCCAUAACUCCCCGGAGGGAUUGCUCAUGGCUGCCGACAAGCGCACCUUGUUGGGAUAAUGCGGCCUUGAUAUGUGCGAACUCUGCGGAUUCCAUGUUUGGCCAGAUUGUUCUGUUAUGAACGGCCAAGGCCGUGAGACAGGAAUCCAAAAAUGCAGAGUCGGAUAAGUGAAACAGAAAAAGUCUUUAAUACAAAAAUGGACAACAAAAGGGUACCAAAAACAACACAAGAAACAAAGUACAACAAAAAUACAUCCGGACCUAGUCGCGGGAAAUAGUAACAAAAAAACACUGCUUGCAAGGUGAGCUGAGCAGGGAAAAAUACAAACAAGUAACGAAAAGAGCUGCUAACAAAAAACUAGCAGAAAGUACCAAAAAUACAGCUACUGCUGAAGACGUCAAGCAGGCAGGUAGGUACUUACAGGGAAGCCGAGCGAGGGUCAGAAAGCCAAAACACAAUGCACAAGGACAAGCUGGAAGGAGCUGAACAGGGUGUAGCAAAGGGACAAUCUGGCACUGGAUGUGAGUAAGCACACAGCUUAAAUAGAACAACUAAUCAGGCACAGGUGAAGAUGAUCAGCAAUCAGGGUGCUCAGGAGUGUGCUGCAACAGAGAAGCAGUAGAAGGCAGUACCGCAGCACACAAUCCUGACAAGAAUGACCAAAUAUAGCCAAAAGAUUGGGCCACAAACCAUAUCUACCAUUAUAAACACUCAACAAACUGGAUAUCAUCAGUGCUGCUUUACAUUACAGUAUACCAUGGAAGGACCCUAUGAAUAUCAUAAUACACCCAUCCACACAAGCACAGUAUUUCCCUUCCCUCACUAAAUAUGAAAUCACCAGAAAACAAAUAAAAAUGCAUGGUACGGUCUGAUGAUGUCAGUGACGACAUCAUCCGCACUGUAAAACCAGGACAUACCAAACAUGACGCAUCACUUGAAGGUGAACUGCACCACACAGGUGAGUGUCUUGCAACAAAUGAUGAACUAUGUACACCUCCAUCCAUCCGUUUUCUAUGCCGCUUAUCCUCACUAGGGUCACUGGUGUAUGCUGGAGCCUAUCCCAGCUGACUUUGGGCGAGAGGCGGGGUACACCCUGGACUGGUUGCCAGCCAAUCGCAGUCACAUACAGGUAUAGACAAACAACCAUUCACACUCACAUUCAUACAUACGGACAAUUUAGAGUCGCCAAUUAAGCUAACAUGCAUGUUUUUGGAAUGUGGGAGGAGACCAGAGUACGCGGAGAAAACCUACGCACGCACGGGGAGAACAUGCAAACUCCACACAGAGAUGUCCGAGCGGAGAUUCGAACCCACAUCUUCCACAUCUCCUGACUGUGUGGUCAACAUGGUGUUCCACAGCGGAAGAAGAUGCGAAUGACCUCAUCACAUACACAUGAACGCGCGGGCGACUGUGCAGGAAUACUGCGAGAGACAAAUACUGUAUCACGCAAAGCAUUUUGUGAGCAACUAAGCGGAAGUACGUUCAUCACCAAAAUCCGAGCAGAACUGCACUUUGGAGACCAAGUGGGGGUUCACCUUUCCUGACACUGACCGCUCAAGGCCACACUGCAUCAAUAAUUAUUCCAUCAUAAGGGUAUCCAAAACCUCAUAAAAUACUUUGCAUGAAUAAAAGAAGCGCUUUGGUAAAAUAAAUAUUGGAUAACCCCAGCUGGCAGAAGACUUAUUGCUUUGGAAAAAAUCAACCCUUGAAGUUCUCAUAUCUCCUAGUUUAAUUAGAAAGCAGGACACAACAGGAAGAAGCUGAAAGAAGGAGAUAAAUCAAGAAAUUAAAUAGAUACUAACUCUUACAAGUGUGGAAAUUUGAUAUGAAUGUUUGUUACAAUCCUGCUUUUCAAAACAUCAACUUUGAAUCCCAACCUAUGAUGUGUUGGAGCAGGAAGAGUACACUCCAAUGGGAUGCUCAAAGUAUAAACAACGACUCCCCGUGCAUAUAUUGUAUACAGUAGCUAGCUAAGUGGUGUGUUGCAGAUGGAGUUAUGAUAUGGGCAGUCAUUUGUUAUGAACAACAAACGAAGGUGCAUUUUAUUGAUGACAUUUUGAAGGCACGGAGAUAUUGUGACGACCAGUCAUCCACCUUGUGGUGCAGCAUGAUCAUGCACAGCCCCAAGUUGCAAGGAUCUGUAUAAUUCCUGGUAUUUGAGGCAAAUGGUGCUCACACCAGAUACUGACUGAUUUUCUCAUCAGGAAAAUUCGAAACAUUUGAAUUCAACAUCAACAUCAUCGCUUUAGGAAAGUUAAGAUGCAGGGUUUUAUUGUAUGAUUUACAUAACAUCAAGUAAUGUAAUGUAUGAUGUCAUCUCCACUGUCACCUGUUGUCCCUACUAAUCUAAAAAUCAACACCAGUGUUGACCUCAGCUUGUUACGUAAGCAGCACACAAACAUGUCACUGUGAGAAGAAGCAAGCCACCUUGGUCUUGUCAAAUAAAUCAGUGUUUAGGUUUCACCGUGAUCUGAUCCUCUUGUCCAAACAUAAUUGGACCACAAUUGUGGACCUUGGGGCUCUUGGCUGGCCAAGAUGACAGUGACUGUGUUUCUUUUCACAUAUCCUGCUGCGGCCGUUUACGUCCUCUUCAUUUCCUUCUGUGCGUCCGCUGUGAACUGUUAGACCCUGCAGUGUUUGUUUUGAGAUCUAUUUUGCAAAGUGUCUUGGAGGAGCAGCAGCAAUGUUGUCACACGACGUUCUCAUAGAAUUUGUCGUACUUUACAUUCAAAGCAGUAAGAUGGCAGCGUCAUAUGCGUCACUUCAAACAGAGUGUUUUAUUGUCUUUGCAUUUUACAAUGGUUACUUUACACCAGUGGUCCCCUAACUUUUUACGGCCGUGUACCCCUUCAGACAUUGGACCUGAAGCCAAACACCCCCUACUCCUGCACACCUAAAAAACAUAAACCUUUUUAUCUGAACUUGAAAUAUUGAACAUAAUUAAUUCUAUUGUCAAAAUGUGUAUUUUGCAUGGUGACAUAUUGAUAAAGUUUCACAGGAGCACUGAUAAAUAGAUAACUAAUCAACCUACUUAUCUUUUAUUCCCAUUUAAUGUUGGCAUUCUUCUGUUUGAAUGGGUUGAAUUUGAGCUUCACUUUUUUGUCAACUCAGGUUGGUUAUGGUUUAAGUCUGCAUAUUAAUUUCAUACAAAAUUGUUUAACAAUCAUGAUGAAACAGUAUCCGAAGUACAAAAAUACAUACAACCAACAAUAAAGCCUCAUUUUUGGGGGAACACCCAUUCACAGUGACAGGUCUUCACCGCUGCACCGGGAUUGGGGCACCAAUUAAACACUCUUGAUGCACCAAAUAAUCAUCAAACUUACUUACAUAUUUGUUGUUCUUUGUUCAUAUAAUGCACACAGAACAAUGAACAACUUCAUGCUUUGUCUCCUUUCUGUUCUGUUGUCCUUGCACUGUAAGGCGUCCAGGCGCUCUCAUAAUUGUGAGUGUUAGGCGCUAAUUGUUUUUCAUUUUUAUUCACGUACCCCCCUGUGACAAACGUAGGCUUUACACUAAUACAAAUGUUUAAAAAUGAAAAGUGUGUCAUUCAUCAUCAGUGUUAAAAGAAGAAAUUUUACUGUUUUGACGUUUAAUACGUAUUAACAGGGCCUAUCUUCUUUUUACGCUUGUUGGCCAGUUAAGAAUGUUACACUGUGUGUUGUGUGGCUGCAACGCUGUCAAACUAGCAAAACCCUGGCAAGGAUCUUGGGUUGAACACUCGGACAAUCUCAAAGAUAACAGCCCUUUUAAACCUCUGUUCAAACAAGUUGCAGAUAAUCGUUGUGUGUGAAGUUUCGUGUCCACUGUGGCCUAUCUGCUCCUCUGUUGUCCUAAAUGUUUCCCUUCCUGCCCAUACAUCUGAAAGUCAUCAGACAAAAUCAUCUUGAAAGAUUACAAAAAAGUAUUUUGUAAACACAAGAUACCUGAUCUGUAGAAUUUCUCUUUGAGUACCACCCAAACUGACUGACCUGGGACUCCCUUUUAACAUUUAUUUGGUUACCGUAUUUGUCUUCAUGUGUACUUUGGAAUUCAAACAUAAAGCAUUUUGCUGCAUCGAUUAGGAUAGUGAAACUGAGCACAUGCAUAAUCUUUGGACAGGUAAACUGUAUAAAUCAAUGAACUCUUGCUAAGAUUCAACAUACAAGCAAUGACAAAAACAAGUUAAUUGAGACAUUGUUCUAAAUUUUAAAAAAAAUACCAACCAGAGGAGAGCAAGAAUGAAGAUAAGAAAGACAAAAUCAUGCAAGCACUCAUCACCCAGACACACUAUCAGCAUUAAGAUGUCUCCUCCUACUGCCAAUAAAGAGAACUGAAUAAAUAGUCUUACACAGUAGAGGAGCUCUGUCUUCUCUCAAAUUCUCCGCUAUUAAUAUUUAGUUGACUAAAUAAAACUGUUGAUGAAAUUAUUAUAUGAUAUGGUUAGCAAAAAAAUGUAAACACAUACCUUUCACUUCCGAAAACAAUUCCAAUCGAAGGCAAACUUAAUAAGUGAUAAAUUAUGUUUUGGGUUUUUUUUUGUUGUUUUUUUGAGACUCAUCCCUCGCACAUGUUUAUACUUCGAUACCUUUUUUUCUGUCAUGUUUCUGUCUGGAUUGUGUUCAAUAUCUUUACAUUUACUUUUUUAUGAUAGUGAUGCUGUUCUGUAAAACUACAUAAUAUUGUCCUGUAUUAUAUAUUCUGUACUACUCUGCAAUAAAAGUACAAAAAAAAUCACUUCCGGUUCUAGCUAUAGGUUCUCCGCCGUUGUAAUUCCGUUUUCAGCCUAAUGAUGGCGACAAAUGUUAACGUAAUAAUUUUAUUCCUCACUUGUAAAUUAUGUAUUGUUUUGCUUAAAUGUUUAUUUAUCGUGUACUUGUGUGGAUGAUUUUGUCCUUUUUAUGAAAAAUGUAACUUAGGUUUUAACAUUUCCGGCUUAAGUCCGUCCCUUGACUGACAUCCACCGCAUGGCCGGUAGGUGGCAACAAAAGCUUAAGGAUACGAUUGCAGCAUUUUAUUAAAGAUUUAUUUUUUUAAAUGGUUCCGAUAACGUCAAGAAGCUAAGAAGACUGCAACAAUGAUAGACUUUUACCAACGACAGUGGUGGAAAUGGACUCCCAUAGUACACGCUUGAGCUGUAUGUUGUCUUUUUUUUUAUAUAAUUUUGCACAUUCAUUCAUUGUUAUGCAUUCCUUGUCUCAUGUCAUUUUCUGUCUUGUCUCUUAACACCUAUGGAGGGGGGUGGUCUUUCCUUGUCAGUUGAGAGGUAGAUUAUCAUUUUAAAUGAGGUCAGAGCAUGUGUUGUUAUGGAGAGAGGGGAGCUUCCCCGUGUCUACCAACACAACGCCAGUAUAGAAAGCUGAAGGACCUGCAGACCUGUGGGUCACUUCUGUGCUGUCAGGGGUCAGUUUAAUCAAGUUUCACCAGAACACACGGGAAUCAGUUUCAGGGUAGUAAAUAAAUUAAAGAUGCCCGCUAAAAAGAAAAAAGCAAGUCAGAGUGUGGAGGAGGAAACCAAAGAUGUGGAUGACGAGGACUCUGGGGAUCAGCAACAGGAGCCGAAGAAGAAAAGGCAGCAGGUGAUUGAGGAUGCUGGAGAACGGAAGAAAAAGAAGAAGCAGAAGGACAGUGACGAAGAAGACUACAGCUCUGACACAUUUGGUAGCAAUGUGAGAAGCAGCAACAAGUCCGAAAAAGUUCAAGAAAAGGCUAAGAAGAAGAAAAACAAAGACGUAAGCAGGGAUGAGUUCAGCGACGUUUCCCAGAACACAGACGAUGAAGACAACAACAGCUACUCAAGCAGUAAGAAAAGAGAGGGGAAUCUUCCUGAUGUGAUCACCACCACCAAAAAAGCAACAAGUGGGCCUUCGGCAAAAGACAAGAUGGGCUCAAAGGAUAAAAAAUCCAAGAAGGACUCGCAGAAAAAGGAGGAACAGAUAGCAGGGGAUGAGGAGGACGGGAAGAAGAAGAAGCGAGACAAGAAGAAGAAAACAUCAGAGAAGGGGAACAGCGAUGAAGACACCAAGAAGACAAAAGGCAAGAAGAAGAAGGUUGAGAACUACGUGGAAAUCUAUGAGAGUGAGCUUCGUAAUUAUCAGGCGGAAUUGGUGGAGAACUAUGAAGAUGAGUACCACAAAAAGAAAGUAUAUGAAGUGGUGACCACCACUGGUGAUGAGAGAGGAGCGGGCACCGAUGCCAAUGUGUUUAUCACUCUCUUUGGAGAAUUUGGCAUCACUCCCAAAGUCCAUCUGGCCAGCAAGAGUCGCACUGCAUUUGAGAGAGCCAAAACUGAUAUAUUUCGAAUAAGAACCCACAAUGUGGGUCCUUUGAAGAAGAUACGGAUUGAGCACGACAACACGGGCCUGAACGCCAGCUGGUACUUGGACCGGGUGGUGGUGACUGACGUGAUCAGGCCUCACCUGAGGUACUACUUUGCUUGUAACAACUGGCUCAGUAAAGUGGAAGGGGACAGCCUUUUUGUCAGAGACCUGCUGGGUACCAUGGAUGCAAUGGACAUGCCCAAAUAUAAUAAGUAUAUGGUCAGUGUCUUCACUGCUGAUAUAAAAGGUAGCGGAACAGAUGCAGAUGUCUUUAUCAAUAUAUUUGGAGAGUUUGGUGAUACAGGUGAGAGGCCACUAAACACAGGCAAAAAUAACUUUGAAAAAGGGACAGAGGACAAAUUCACCUUUGAAGCCCCAAACCUGGGCAAAAUCAGGAAGAUCACCAUCGGCCAUAACAACAAAGGCUCUUCUGCAGGAUGGUUUGUUGACAAGGUGACCGUGGAUGAUCUAGGAAACAAAGUAGUGUAUGAAUUUCCUGUCAGUCGCUGGUUUGCCAUCGACGAGGACGAUGGGAAAAUACAGAGAGACAUUUUGGUGGGAGGGAGCCAACCGACGGGUAUCGUGUACAACGUCCAGAUUGUAACCGGAAACAUCCGAGGGGCCGGGACCAACUCCAAAAUUCACAUUGUGAUGCACGGCACCAAAGGCUCAAAGAACAGCGGCAAGGUUUUCCUUGAAGGAGGGAAGUUUGAGCGUGAUCUGACAGACAUCUUCAAUAUCGAGAUUGCUGCUUUACUCAGCCCCCUCAGCAGGGUGACCAUCGGACAUGAUAACGACGGGGUCAGUGCCGGGUGGUACUGUGAGAAGGUGGUGGUGUACUGCCCAUUCACCGGGAUCGAGCAGACCUUCCCGUGCUCUCAAUGGCUGGAUGAGAAGGAAGGAGACGGGCUGAUUGAGCGAGAACUCUUCGAGAUGGUCUCGCUCAGGCAGAAAAGGCAAAAAAAGCAUCCCUGGUCCUUGUGGAUUUGGACAUCUGACCUUCCCAAUGCUGGAAGCGACGCGGAUAUCUAUUUUCAGGUGUAUGGAGAGAAGGGCAAGUCCGAUGAGAUCAAACUGGACAACAAAACAGACAAUUUUGAGCGAGGUCAAGUGGACAAGUUUAUAGUUGAACUGCCUGAUUUGGGAACUUUGACCAAACUCCGUAUCUGGCAUGAGAAGAGAAAUCCUUUUGCAGGGUGGCAUCUGACUAAGGCAACUCUGAUAAAAACAUUAACCAAGGAGAAAUAUAAGUUUCCUUGUGAGCGUUGGCUGGACACAAACGAAGAUGACAACGAGGUGGUGAGAGAACUUCCUGCAACAGGGGAACUCAUUGCAGAACCACUGCCUUUGAUAAAGUACAGAGUGACCGUUUGCACCGGGACCCUCGGUGGCAGUGGCACGGACGCGUCUGUUUUUCUCAAUCUCAUCGGCGAGCAUGGUGACACUGGAGACCGACAGCUUGUCAACUGCAAAAACAACAUCAACAAGUUUGAGAAGGCAAAUCUGGAUGAGUUUAUCAUUGAGGCCGCCGCCAUCGGACAGAUCCGCAGGGUAAGGAUCGGACAUGACGGUAAAGGUGGCGGGUGCGGCUGGUUUCUGGAUAAAAUCAUUGUGAGGGAGGAGGGACAGGCUGAGGCGCAGGCCACCGAGUUUCCCUGCAACAGAUGGCUGGAUCGCAACGAGGAUGAUGGACAGAUCGUUCGAGAGUUAGUCCCGUUCUCUGAUGGACAGAGUCUUUACAAUGUUGGCUAUCACAUUGCAGUGAAGACAGGCAACAUCCCUGGAGGCAGCUCAGACUCCACAGUGUUUGUCAAGCUUUACGGGGACAAAGGGGACACUAGUAAAAUGAUGCUACUGGUUUCUGACAACAACCUGAGAAACUAUUUUGAGACGGGUCGCACUGACAUCUUCACUGUGGAAACCUCCGAUAUUGGACAGAUCAACCGCCUGAUGAUCGGCCACACCAACGAGGGCAUGCGGGCCGGUUGGUUCUUGGACAGUGUUCAGAUCCUGGUUCCUCUGAACGGAAAGCACUACAUGUUUCCCUGCCAUCGCUGGCUGUGCAAGGGAGAAGCCGAUGGCAAGACAGAGGUGGAGAUUUACCCCAGCGAGAUCCUGGACACACAGCAAAUGAUCAGCUAUGAGAUAUCAGUCACAACUGGAGAUGAGAUGUUUGCUGGCACAAAUGCCAAAGUGUUCAUUCAGAUCUACGGGGAAAAAGGCAAGACAGAGGUCAUCACACUAGACAGCCGAUCCAACAACUUUGAAAGAAACACCACGGACAUAUUCAAGAUUGAGGCCAAAGAUGUGGGGAAGGUGUUCAAGAUCCGCAUCGGCCAUGACGGCUCGGGGAUGGCAGCCGGCUGGUUCCUGGAGACUGUGGACGUCAAGCACACAACGAUAGCUAAGGUGCCCAAGGAAAAGAAGAAGGAAGACAACAAAAAGAAGAAGAAAAAGAAAAAGGAUGAGGACGAGGAGGAGGAGGAAGGAGGAGAGGAGAUGCAGGAAGUGGUGUUGACAUAUCAUUUCCCUUGCUCGCGGUGGCUGGCUCGAGGAGAGGAUGAUGGCGAGCUGCAGGUGGAGCUGCUGCCGGACGGCGCAGAGGAACUGGAAGACAACACCUACGAAGUGUGUGUCUUCACGGGUGACGUGCUGGGAGCCGGGACCGACGCCAACGUCUUCAUUAAUAUUUACGGCAAGAACGGAGACACCGGAGAGCGUUAUCUCAAGAACUCUGACAACCUCAACAAAUUCGAACGAGGGGAGGAGGAUGUUUUCAUUCUGACAGCUAUUGAUUUGGGUCCUCUGAAGAAGCUUCGGAUUCGUCAUGACAACACACGGUCAUAUUCAGCUUGGUAUCUUGAUCGUGUAGAAAUAGUGGACACAAAGGAUGAUACAACGUACUAUUUUCCUUGCAACCGCUGGCUGGCAGUGGAUGAAGAUGACGGCCAGAUAGCAAGAGAGCUGGUUCCUGUGGAUGAGGCCUUCAUGAAGAAAGAUGAGGAUGAGGAAGGAGGCGGCGGUGCCACCCUGGGGCUGGAGCAGAAAUCCAUGUCCACUACAUAUACCAUUAAGAUAAAAACCGGAGAAAAAAAGUACGCGGGAACCGACGCAAAUGUCUUUGCAGUAUUAUUUGGAGAAAAUGAUGACACAGGCAUCAUCAAUCUGAAGGCCUGUAAGAGCUAUAAGAACAAGUUUGAGCAAGGGAUGACCAAUGAGUUCACCGUGGAAGCGGUAGAUUUGGGUGAGCUGGAGAAGCUUCGAAUCGGUCAUGACAACUCAGGGGGCUCACCUGGUUGGUUUUUGGACUGGGUGGAGAUCGACGCCCCCUCACAAGGUCUGAGGCUACGCUUCCCCUGCGGGCGCUGGUUGGACAGAGGAGAGGAUGACGGCGCCAUUGUGAGGGAUCUCUAUCCCGCUGAUUUACAGACUGAGUUGUACACGCCAUUUGUGCCCUACGAGCUGAAGAUCUACACCAGCGAUGUGUUCGGCGCGGGGACAGAUGCGGAUGUGUUCAUCGUUUUGUAUGGUUGCAAGGGCGUGUGCACUCUGCAGAAGCAUCUCUGUGUCAACAAGAGGGAGAGGCGACUGUACUUUAAGAGGGGAGCUGAGGACAUGUUCAUCGUGGAGUUAGAAGAUGUUGGCGACAUUAUAGAGAAGAUCCGGGUGGGGCACGACAACAGGGGAACCAAUCCAGGAUGGCAUCUCGACCGAGUGGAAAUCAGGCGUCUGCUGAGGAAAGGAAAGGGCUCAGAGACAACCAUUUUCCCAUGUGAGCGCUGGCUGGCUAAAUCGGAAGAUGAUGGGGAAACGGUGAGGGAGUUGGUGCCAUCUGACAUCAUCGCAGAGAAACUCCUCAGGGGUGGCACUUUGAAACGGACGGAAACUGAGGUGGAGGAUGCUUUGGAAACCCACACGUACCAGGUGUCUGUACGCACAGGUGAUAUGUAUAAAGCAGGAACGGAUGCCAACGUCUUCCUCACAAUAUACGGAGACCUUGGUGACACAGGAGAGCGCAAACUUGCCAAAUCGGAGAACAACAGGAACAAGUUUGAGAGAGGACAAGUGGAUAAAUUCACCAUUGAAGCAGUGGACCUGGGCCAAGUGUUUAAGAUCCAAAUUCGUCAUGACAACUCCAUGGUGGGAGCUGACUGGUAUCUGGACCAGGUGGAGGUGCUGGAUGUGGACACAGAGGAGGUUUACAUGUUCCUGUGUGAGCGAUGGCUGUCCAAAAAGAAGGAGGACAAACGUUUAGAGAGGACUUUCUUUGUAAAGGGAUACGAAGGUGAAAGAAACACUGAUCCAAAUUUCAAAAAGAUGACUCAGGCCAAACUGGGGCUGGACAGGAAUGCAAACAAGAAGAAAAAGAAGAAGAAGGUGGCAGUGCUGGAAGAAGGUCCAAUCAUCCCCUAUCACGUCACUCUAUCCACUGGGGUCGAACGCGAUGCCAGUACCACUGCCAGGGUUUACGUUAUCAUCAUCGGCCCAGGAGACCUGGAGACAGACCGGCUGUGGCUCGACCUGCCAGACGGGAAGAAAUCCUUUGCAGCUGGCAGCAUGGAGCAUUUUGUGUGCUACGGAACUGACGUGAGAGAGAUCAAGAGAGUGGAACUUGGCCACAAUGGCGCCACACCAGAGAGCUGCUGGUUGGUGGAUGAGCUGGCGGUUGCCGUGCCAACCAAAGGUAUCAAGUACAGCUUCCCGUGCAAGUGCUGGCUGGCCAAAGACAGAGGAGACGGUCUGACAGUCAGGCUGUUCAACGUGCUGGACGCCAGCACCAUCAACAUCAACCGCAAAGUGAUUUAUACCACCACAGUCAUCACAGGUGACAUGCAGUAUGCCGGCACGGACACACACAUAUUCCUGACUGUGUACGGAGCCAAUGGAAGCACAGAGGAAAUGCUCUUGGCCAAGAAUGAGGACAGGUUUGAGAGAGACCAAGAGGACACAUUCAGUCUGGAAGUUGAUGACAUCGCUCCUCUCAAGAAGAUACGUGUUCGCACUGAUGGCAGUGGUAGUCGUCCCGAUUGGUUCCUGGACAGGAUCCUGAUGCGAAACCUGAACACAGAAGAGGUGUACAUGUUCACCUAUGAGAACUGGCUCUCUAAGACCAAAGGACCAAGGAGGACUCAAAUGUGUGAGCUGGCGGCCGUGGUGGAUGACGAGGAGAUGAUGGAGAGAACAACCUACAUCAUCCAAGUCCAGACCAGUGAUGUCACAGGUGCUGGCACAGAUGCCAACGUGUGUUUGAUGGUGUUCGGCAAGUUUGGUGACACAGGAAUGCUGCAGCUAAAGCAGAGUAUUAACAGGAACAAGUUUGAGCGCAAAAUGAAAGAUGUCUUCCGGUUCCCCGACAUGCUCAGUCUGAGCGAGCUCUCCAAAGUACGAGUGUGGCAUGAUAACAAAGGUCUGGCUCCGGGCUGGCACCUGGACUACAUUGACGUCAAAGAUGAGACCAUGGACCAGACUUUCAGGUUCCCGUGCGACCGCUGGUUGGCUAAAAAUGAAGAUGACGGCCAGAUCAUCAGGGAGCUGGCAUGUGCCAACAAUGAUUUGGUGGACCUCAGUGAUAAAACCAAAUACGAAAUUGCCAUAACCACUGCAAACACAGAGGACGCUUCCACCAAGGAAAAUGUCUGGCUUGUCUUGGAAGGAAGGAAAGCCCGCUCCAAGGAAUUUGUUCUGGAGAAUAAGAAGAACAAGUUCUCAUGCGGCGCCACAGACACCUUCGAGUUCUCGUCCAAGCAUGUGGGCGAACUCGCCGGUAUCUGCAUUGGCCACAUCACCAAAGACGGCAAGAAGGUGAAGAAUGAAUCCUCCUGGCACGUUGCGGAGGUGGUGGUCACAGAAAAAGAGCUGGGAAACAAGUAUUUCUUCCACUGCAAUGCUCAAGUGCCCCUGGCGGCCAAAAAGGACCGGUUCCAAACAUUUGAGUGCUGCAAGUCGAUAGAGAGCUUCGCCAGCAAAGUCCGGAACCUGGUGCCAGUCAAGUACGAGAUCAUCGUCAUCACAGGCGACGUCAAGGAUGCCGGCACUGACGCCAACGUCUACAUCACCGUCUACGGCGUCAACGGGGACUCUGGGAGGCGUCACCUGCGCAAGAAGUAUCGCAACCUCUUUGAACGAGGCCACACAGACCGCUUCCUGGUGGAGAUGUUGGAUCUCGGGGAGCUGCUCAGGGUAAAAGUCCAGCAUGACAAUAGUGGGUCCAACUGCGGUUGGUACUUGAACUGCGUGGAGUUAACCAACACGGCCAACUCAGUCACAACAAUCUUUCAGUGUGGUAAGUGGCUAGACUCGGGUAAGGCUGACGGGCGCACUGAGAGGGUCCUCUAUCCCAAGUACUAGGUACUUUUAUGACCUAUGACCUGGAGUUUUAUUUUGUAUUUUUUUGCAUCACUAGAACUUGAGUGACACUCAUCUCCAUCAAGGUCAAUCAUACAUUUACCUAAUUUACGCAUUAGUCACUGAAAAAUGAACUGUUUCUUAAAUAUUUAUCCGUUUAUGCCUUUUAAAGUGAGAAAAAAAAUCCUCACCAAAUUGUAAUAUAUAUAAUUAUGUAAUUUAUACAUUUCUAUCAAAAAGAAAAAAAAACAAAAAUCUGAUUUUUUAAAUAAAUGUUUUCCCCAAGUAAUAAAUAUUUUUAUUCUUGGCACAUUUCUCAUUUAGUAAGUAAUAAUCCCAAAAUGAAAAUAAUAAAUAUCCCAUUUCUCAACAGAUAAAUAAAUAAGUAAAAAGUUCAACAACAAAUGUGUUUUUUCUGGACCCUUUUUCCAAACUCCCUCAAAGUUCAGUGUAAAACUGCUGCAAAAAGAAGUUUUUAGUCAGGCUGAAUAGAGAUUGGCAGAGGUUCUUUCUUUGUGUUCUGGUAAGUUCGUGCCAAGUGUCAGCAAGGACCCUGAACCAAAUAAUUAGAAAAAAAUCACUUCAUCCUAUCACAUCAUUAUUUAAACGCCAUGUUUUUUGAAUGUGUGGAUAUAUUUAGACCAAGUUUUAUUAGAUUGUGUGCAUUUAUAUAUUUUCAUAAGUCAAAUUACCUCAAGUUUGUUCAAAUGAACAAAUGACCAUCAAUGUACUGAAAAAGUGCACACCAAGUGAAUACUUUGUGCUUUGCAAGUAAACAUACAUGCCUAAAAAGCCGCAAAAAAAACAGCCACACAAACUGCAUUGUCAUUAGCAUUUUAAGCAUUUUAUUUGAAAAACACAUACAAAAAGAUCAUAUACAAGACAAUAAAUAAAAAAGAGACAGAACAGUUUGGGUUAAGCUAUGCAACUUUUUGCAUUGUCAUUAGUAAUAAAUACAGUACAAAAUCCACCCAGAGUGAAUCUAAAGGUUUUUUUUUCUCCACAAUAUUCACUGAUCAUGUUAUUCUUCAUUAUGAUUUCGCUAUUGCUUUCAUAUUAUUGAUACAUACUUCUACUUUUCUAUAAAAUACUCAAGAUCAUAAAACAUUGCGCGGUUACAGCAAAACAGCAGUGUUGUUGUACAAAGAUGGCCACUUCCCUUUUUCACUGGCAGGUUAAUAACAUUGUUUUUUCUUGUUUUUUUUGUAUUCUCAGCAGCAAAGAAAGAAAUAUUCAAGAAGGUACAGCAUCAUAUUAAACACAUCUAACAGAGCUACUCCCACAUACACAUAGGAAAACCUGAGAAGGACAUGCAUUUAAAAAGCUUGUGCUUUAAAAGUUUCUACUGUUCAUUCCGGUUCAUCAGCUUGAGUUAAUACUAUGGCUACGGUCCAGUUGGCUCUGGAGCAAACGGGGUACACUGUGGCGGGCGCAGGGUGGGUAUAAGGCCAGUGAGAGCACAAAAAUAAUAAUAAAAAUUAUAAACAAACAAUAAUAAUAAUAAUAAUAAUAAUAAUAAUAAUAAAUAGUAAAGCCAGCUUCAGUCAAUUCCAAUUGUCCCUUGUUUUAAAAGAAUUAUUUGCAGGAUUAGUAUUGAAAGGAAAAGCACACGCAAAAGUUAGCUUAUUAUAUCCACAACUCCAUUUAUAUUGGUAUCACCACAGUUUGCUCAAUAAGAUCAAUGGCUCAAGUUAGCAAUGUUAAGUAAGAUACAUCCCCCUACGUUCACAAAGCAAAUAGCCAGCAAUACAUCAGCAACACAGCUCAACAACAAUGUGGCCUCUAAAGGAAGAAUAAGCAGAGAUCCAAGAUAUGAUGGAAAUGAUUGAUUAUGGGAGGUGAAAGCAGCAUCGUAUGGCAAAAAAAAACAAAAAAAACAAGCGAGCUAUUUGUGGAGCAGUUACUAAGACAAAGACAGGCUCCGAUCAAAGCAAGUGAAACUAAAGGGAAUGUCAUCUCCAUCAACAGCACCAUGCUGGCUUCAAAUUGGACUGGGAGACACACACACCCAGUCAACUAAUUUCCUCUUUGCAGAAGAAAAAACACACACACACACACACACGCACGCACACGCACACACACAGACAGACGGCAUGCAGAUGCAUCCCCACCGACCAAUGCAUAAUGAGGUAUUGUUUUUUUUGUAAUAUUUUGUCUUAUUUUAAAUAAAUAUAUCGAUUAAAUUGCAAAGUUAUGAGAUAGAGACAUUAAAUAUUCCACCACAAUAGCUAGCUAGCUACAGUUAGUAAUAAAUAAUGAUUGUUAAAUACUUAAGGCAUCUUUAAAAUCACAGCAUUCUAUGUGAACUAGCAGAACCUCCAUUAUUUCAGCACAUUUUUUUGUUUUGUUUUUGGAUGGAGGUCUCACAUGAGAGGGAAAAGAAUAAUGCAACACGGUUAAGUUUACCAUUCAAUAACGACCAAGGAAUGUUUGGCACACAGUGAAAAGAAAAAAAAACAACACAAUACGAUACUUGAGUUGAAAUGUUGCAACAAUAAAGUCGUCAUUUUGCCAGAAUAAAGUCGUAAUAUCACAAAGACAAACGUGUAAUUUUAUGAGAAUACAGUUGAAAUGUUUCAAGAUUGUAGUCUUAAUUUUGCACGGAAAACUGCAAGGUAAAAAUGUUUGAGACACAAAAAUGAAGUCACAUUUGGUGAGAGAAAAUAUUUCCAAAUAUUACCAGAAUAAAGCUGUCAUUUUACAAGAAUGAACCUGUAAUGUUAACAGAAUUGUAUGAGGCUCAAAUCACAAUUUUGGGAGUAGUUGUAAUAUUAUGAGAGGGAAUAAAAUCAGAAUGGUAUGACAGUAAAUUCAUCAUUUUACCAGAAAGUCAGACAAUUAUGAGAAUAAAUGCUUAAUUUGGAGGGAAAAAAUCCCACCAUUAACAAUAAAAAUGUUUACAAGAAUAAAGCUGUGAUGUUCCAAAAAAAAAGCAUAAAAUGACAAAUUCUUUAUCCCCAAAUUAUUUAUUCUCAUAAUAUUUAAAUAUUCUUUAAAUCUUGUAAUAUUACAACUUUAUUCAGGUAAUAUUAGGACUUCAUUGCCCAAAAUUAUGACUUAAUUGUACUAAAAUGCGGGGUCUUUUUUGCUCGGAAAUAAAAAAAAAAAAUCAUCAUAAUCUCAUAAUUUUACAUAUUUUUCUCAUAAUAUGUAAAACUUUAUUCUCAUAAUUUGUAUGAUAUUAUAACUUUAUUCUCGCAGAACCCCCGCCCUCCGCUCUUUCCCACAUAAUAUUACUGUUUUAUUUUUGGAACUUUACUACUUUUUCUAUCAAGAUUUGUUCACCUUCUUUUCAGUGUGGCUCUAACACUCCUUGGUAAAUAACACACACAAGAAAGCAUGAAAAUACUUGGAAUCGAACCAAAACAGCAAAACUCUGAAGACAAGAAGAAGCCACACACACACACACACCACCAAACCAAACAAAAAAAAUUAAAUUAAAUAAAAAAAAAAACAGGCAACUCCAUAUUAUAGUGCAUUUACAUGAACACAAGCUACAUGACAAAUAUAUAAAUAUGCUUUUUUGCAGCAUUGCAGCUCUUUAUCUUCACGGUGACAGCGUGUGUUAUUAGUACCAUGUCCCAAAUAAUUGGCAUGUGAAUUUAAAAAAUAAUAAUAAUGGCAUACAAACAUAUGAAAAGACAACAUUACGAACAAUUGUUUGGUUGUUUGUUGUUGUUAAAUGGAUGGCUUCUUAUCCCUUUCACCCUCCUUCACGACAUCACACACACAAGGAAGGACAGGAGGGGGCGGGGCUAACGCACACAUUCAAACACAGGCAGGCGAAAUAGUUUGUGGGGGGUUUUACCCCCUGUACUGAAAUGGGAAAGGAGAAUCACUGUAAAAUAAUAGUAAUGAUAAUAAAUGUGCUUGUUUGUUAGGCAAUAAGGUUCUGAGAAAUGUCACUCAUGCCUGUGGCGAGCGAGGCAAGAUGGCGGCGUUGCUGUUAGACAAGGCUCAGGUCAGAGGUCAGUGUCUAAGGGCAACUUUGGUGUGAGUGAGUGUGUGUGUGUGUGUGUGUGUAAAGGAGGAGGAUUAGGUUUGGUGGACCACCUGCCACUCUCCUCCUGUGGAUGAGUGGGUGACAUGCACACUAGACAGGUCCCUGCUUCUACUUGCUCCACGUUGACAACACAGUCCAAAAAGCCUGGCACGCACACACAGAUGUACACCCGUUGGUGUAAUCUAGCGAGGGCAACCCCUCCCCUCCCGCUACGACACAACACACAUCACUGGAAGCCAUGCCUGCAGUUAGCCGCAUUAGCAUCGAUGGCGUCUAAAUCCAAAAGAAAACCACAACACAGAGAGAGAGCGAGAAAGAGAGAGAGGGGGGGGAGGGUUUGUUUUCAAUUGUCAUUAUUUUUGGCCUUUUUACACAAAAGUCGGCUGUGAAAGGUUUAGAUCAGCGCUAUAGCCGCCCACGAACAUGGUCUCUCCAUUGCUACACAACACUGUUACUCUGGUAAAUACUGGAUCAGGACACACACCAAACAACCUCAUGCUAAUGGUUUUGUGUCAUGUUCUGUACACAUGUGCAGCAUCAUGUCUACUUUUGCCUUUCUUUUACAUCCACUUAGUCAGCCAGUCUUAAAUUGAGUGAUCCCCAUCCCUGCCUGCGUGUGUGUGUGUGCGUGCGUGCGUGCGUGUGUGUGUGUGUGUGUAGGUGUGUGCUUUGUUGAUCCUACCAUGCCCCCUCCCUGUCACAAGGAGGAGAUAGUGGAGGAUUGUGGGAUGUGAGGCUGUGGGUGUCAACUGUCAGGGUUGAGCUGGGUUUCAAUGUCCACUCUGCAUAUGGGGCACUUCCUGCUGGUGGCCAACCAUUGGUCCACACACGCCUGGUGGAAGAGGUGCAUGCAGGGUAAUCUCCUAAAGAGGAGACACUUUGGUUAAUAAGCGAAGGCCCCACAAUCCCACGUUUCCCCCAAAUAGUGCUCCAUUCCAAAUGUUUUUUUAUUUUCUUGUAAUAAUCAGAUUUUUUUUCUUGUAUGUUUUUUUUUAUUCUCAUAAUUUAUUCUCAUAAUAGCAUAACUUUUUUCUACUUUAAAGUUGUAAUAUUACAAAAAAAGAAGGUUUAAGUCAAUGUUACGGCAAAUAGUCCUACUCUUAUUAGAAUACAAACGAAAAAAACUUUUUUCGAGAAAAAGGUAAUAAGAAAAUAAAUGAGCUCACUCAAAAAUAUGUUACAAGAACAAAGUCAUAAUAGAACAAGGAAAAAAAUCCAAAUUGA
Dunckerocampus dactyliophorus (ringed pipefish) is the source of this 25713-nucleotide messenger RNA. It is a transcript of the gene loxhd1b, whose product is annotated as lipoxygenase homology PLAT domains 1b. The transcript is spliced from 46 exons. The record is from RefSeq and is a predicted model, not a curated record. Bases 13290 to 20489 code for a protein of 2399 amino acids. NCBI's taxonomy places the organism in Eukaryota, Metazoa, Chordata, Actinopteri, Syngnathiformes, Syngnathidae. Gene Ontology annotation, molecular function: protein binding.